GUGACGUAUCCUUGAAUCCCUAUCCUCCUCCCUACACCGACACAAUGGCGAACCCCCGCGUUGAAGAGCUUCCCGACGAGGAGGUCAAGAAGACCCAGAUUGAGGAGGUCGAGGAUGACGAGAGCUCUGAUGAGGAGGUCGAGGGCGAGAUUCCUUCCGGCAGCUCCACCACUCUCGUUCAGUCUCGCAACGAGAAGAAGGCCCGCAAGCUCCUCGAGAAGCUGCACCUGACCAAGAUUGAGGGCAUCACCCGUGUCACUCUCCGUCGCCCCAAGAACAUCCUGUUCGUCAUCAACAGCCCCGAGGUCUACAAGUCCCCCAACAGCAACACCUACAUUGUCUUUGGUGAGGCUAAGAUCGAGGACCUCAACGCCUCCGCCCAGCAGGCCGCUGCCCAGCAGCUCGCCGCCGCCGGCGGUGCCGACCACGACCACGCCGGCCACAGCCACGGCGAGUCCAGCAAGGCCACCGCUGCCGAGGGCAAGAAGGACGAGGAGGAGGAGGAGGAUGACGAGGAGGAGGUCGACGCGACCGGCAUUGAGGACAAGGACAUCGAGCUGGUCAUGACCCAGGCUAGCGUGAGCCGGAACAAGGCCAUCAAGGCCCUGAAGGAAAACGACAACGAUAUCGUCAACUCCAUCAUGGCGCUGAGUAUCUAACGGACGCUGCCAUGGGGUGGAGGAGAAAUGAUUGUUGAAGGCUUUUGUUCUCAUGAUGCAUGAGCGUAACAGAGAGGACGAAUGGGUAGGACAUAGACCAUGCCUAGGGAGUCUGACGACAACCAAAAUUCAUUCAUCUGG
Verticillium dahliae VdLs.17 is the source of this 800-nucleotide messenger RNA. Its product is annotated as nascent polypeptide-associated complex subunit alpha. The record is from RefSeq and is a predicted model, not a curated record. Gene Ontology annotation, biological process: protein targeting to membrane. The transcript has 4 exons. Gene Ontology annotation, cellular component: cytoplasm; nascent polypeptide-associated complex. NCBI's taxonomy places the organism in Eukaryota, Fungi, Ascomycota, Sordariomycetes, Glomerellales, Plectosphaerellaceae. Bases 45 to 659 code for a protein of 204 amino acids.